This is a messenger RNA of Coregonus sp. 'balchen', 11098 nucleotides long. The record is from the annotation of a GenBank genome assembly. Lineage: Eukaryota; Metazoa; Chordata; Actinopteri; Salmoniformes; Salmonidae.
GAGGUUGAGUUACUGAAUGGGCAGAUCGAUGGUGAUGAAGCCAGAGAGGAACCCGUUCCCCUGACCCAGCUGGCUCUCAGUUCAGCACUAGAACAAGAGGUACAUACAGCGAAGAGACAAAAUAAAAAUAAAUGUGUCUUGGAAUGUAGGCUAGCUAGAUUACAAGUAGGCAUGCCUUCAUUUAUCAUACUAUUUGCUCAGUGUGAUGACCCUCAUGUUUUGUGUGUAAUAGGUGCUAUGCUUGCCUUGUCACAUGUUUUCAUUGUGUGCAUGUCACAUGUUUUUCGUCACAGAUUUUCCAGUGUUUGUUGACUGUGUGUGUUGUUGAUUCCAGGGUUUGUUCACUAGCGGAGCUUCUCUCGCUUGCCCUGAGGACCCCCCUCCCCCUGCCAUCGACAUCCACCAGCACUGGAGCCACUUCCUGUCUCUACCCGUCUCUGAAUUUGACGUAAGUGGUGUCGGUUGAUGAUGAUGUCAUGGUGAUAUUUGGCAAUAGAGAAGGCGAUUUGAAAUAGUUAGUUAGGUAAAAUGGUUCCCUUUGUCAGUCAGUUUCGGUACAUACUAUGGGGGAGUCGUAUUCUUGCGACUUCAGUUGAAGGAUCUACAAUCACGCCUGAAAAGGCCAAUGAAAUUCGCGCCUCGCUGGAAGCCCCGCCUUCCACGGGUGAUAAGCGUGAGGCUCAGAUUAAUUUCUUCAAUUAUUCUGCUCUUCACCUCGGUGUGAACAAGAACGAUUCACGCUACUAAAACAAACAAUUGGGAAACGAGACUGUCUUGUGUUGCGCCAACUAAACUGUCCCAUAGUAGUAGAGCGUGCUCACGCCCUGGAUGUUGUGUGCGGAAGGUUGUACUUGUUCUCAUACGUUUUCGAAUCACAAACAAUUAGUUAUUUUUUAAUUUCCAGGCGCAAUGAGUAAGAUGGCUAAGAAAACGACCGAGACGACGAUGGCAAAGCCGGGUUCUGGGUCGAGAUCAUGCCCCAGUCAGGCAGUUAUAGCAUUUCUCUGAAAGAUACUUACGCUCUGUGUAUUUUGUCUCGGCUUGGAGCACGCUCAGGGGGCCCUCGCUCAAACCAUUGUCACGUACUGCGUACAAACUCUCUGGAAACACGUGUAGCAUUCUUGAGGAAGCUUGGAAUUACCGAUGGAAACUUUCCUUUGUUGGAUGCCGGUACUUUGGCUGGGACCAAGGUGCAGGAAGCGGAGAUGGAUUAGGUGGUCGGAGCAAAUGUCUUGUCUGCAUGGGCUUGGGAUAUGCGGUGGCUACCUGUGCCCAACCGUGCUCCUGUGUGCUCUGUCACCAGUUACGGGAGGCUACUCGAAGAGAGAAGGCGGCCAGGUUCGGUGGGUGCCCCCCGCCGCCUGUGUCUGCCUUGGUCAAACACCGCUUGCCUCUCUUCCCAGACUUGUUGAUGAAGAGUCCGGUCCCACUUCAGUGAUCUGGUCCUACGUGGACUUUCGAGACUGGGCUAGCUAAACGAGCGCUGCAUAGCGUGCUAGCCAAGUUGGGUAACUCGCUGAGGCGGACUAGCUACUGUAUUACUAGCUAUUACUGCCUCCCCUCAGUGGAGUUGCUGGGGUAGCUCUCUUGUUUAGUAUACGUAGCGUUAAGUCGCUUGGUUAUUCUAAACGGACCGUGCUGCAGUCAGUCUAGCUAGGCAAGCUAUACGCUAAAAAGCCUCCUGGCUAACAUCGGCUAGCAUGAUUAACUUCUGGCGAAUGAAACUUACUAGCUUUCCCCCGGCGUUAUGGUAACCCCAUUCCUAUUUUCAGUUCCUGGAGUGAAGGAAACGGUGUUUGCGUGCUCCUCAGAUGAAGAAGCAGCUCCCCCGAGCACUUGGCUGGGGUAACCCCCGGAGCGAGGGGCUUUGGCACGGGUCUGAGUGACCAGUGCACCCCUCCGCAAAGACAUUGCUGUGACAACAGCAAACGGGCUACUACGUCAGCCAUUGCCAGAGCCCCCCUGAGCACUUAAAGGGGCCGGGCUUCAUGCAGGCUAUGCAGUCUUACGGAAGCACAAUGUAUGUUGGAAGCUUGUCCAUGUUUAAUGCUGCCCCAUCUGUUACCCCACAUUCCACGGUGUUCACAGGGUUCAAGGUCUAUAUCAAUCUCCCCACAGUGAGAGUGAUAAGUUGGGUCACUGUCCACAAGGGGGCGACCCUCCCCCAUAGGUGGCUCAUUAUUGGGAUUCAUUGCUGAUUCCUACCUGUAGCUCACUAGUACCUAUGAGGUGUCUAGGGAUACAGGUUAUGGGCUCUAUAGGCGAUGAGUUGUUUCUAGCGGAGUCAAAGGAACGAGCAGGGUUGGACACGACCACGCUGUAUCCCACACUCCUGGGAAUUAGAUACAAUUAUGAAUCGCCCAUCUGUUACAACAGAAGGGGUCCGUUUUUCAGAGCUGUCUGUCCCAUUCCCAGCUAGGUUACAAGGCGCUCUGUCGCCAGUACCUAUGACUGGUCGUUAUUAGUGUGGUGAUGUAGUGUCCACUACGGUAGUCCUCUGUAGCUCAGCUGGUAGAGCACGGCGCUCUGUCGCCAGUACCUAUGACUGGUCGUUAUUAGUGUGGUGAUGUAGUGUCCACUACGGUAGUCCUCUGUAGCUCAGCUGGUAGAGCACGGCGCUUGUAACGCCAAGGUAGUGGGUUCGAUCCCCGGGACCACCCAUACACAAAAAAAAAUGUAUGCACGCAUGACUGUAAAUCGCUUUGGAUAAAAGCGUCUGCUAUAUGGCAUAUUAUUAUUAUUAUUAUUAUUAUUAUUAUUAUUAUUAUUAUUAUUAUUAUACUAAAGAAUCACUUUGGAAUCUGAAAAGACACGUAUCCCAAAAGCAUAAUGGUGUACUUACUAGUACGUGCACAUGCUAACAGAAAGGAAUGAGGUGGGUAGAUAGCUAAGUGUGUCAUUGUAGCAAAGUAUUUAUAAACUAAACAUCAGAUCUAUUAAAAGUUAUAUCUAUAUAAUAGGCUAUCAUUGAUUUUGGUCCAAUAGGGCUAACAUAUUACCUAAUUUAAGGAGCUUUCUGUUUUGAUAGGGUUAUUUUUUAAAUUUAAUUUCUGAAUCCCUGCCCAGCCUAAAGAGUGGCCUGAAGGCUGUUUAGCAUCCCCAGUGGCUUUACAAGCGCUGAAGGGGUAUUCUCUGCUGCUGACCUUGUCUCCAGGCACCAUCGCAUGAGCCUGAAGCCAGACUCUGGCCAAACUCCUGUUUCUAAAAAUGUAUUCAAAGGCACCAAAUGGUAGGUCCAGGUGGUCACACAAAUAGAUGGGUGUUGGUUAAAUUGUGAAUUUUUUUUAUGAAUGGAGCGAAUUUGGAACGGCAGUUUUAUUUAUUUUUGUGAGCGAGGAGAGGUUUUUAGAGGAAUGGUUGGAAAGGACGUGGAGCUGCUUGCAAGCACGGCUCCGUGAGCGAUGAGCGGGAUUUCCGACGCUCAACUCCGCUCACAUACUCUGGCUCUGACCAAUGGCUCGCAUGCGCAGUGUCGCCCUAGAUCAUAUGACCAGUGACAUCCGGGUACAGGCUAUAAUUUGUUGUGCGUACCCCACCCUUCUGCGUAGUCAUCACUUCGACUGUUCCCCAGGCCUCAGCGACAGUUUUAAGGGAGGAAAUAUACUCUUGUCUCCAGAAACUGGCUAUCCGAGUGGGUCCUAUGAAGAAGAUCCGGAACGGCUGGUACAGCCGAUAUUUCCUGGUUACGAAAAGGGACGGGACUUUGCGUCCCAUUCUAAACCUACGGGCCCUCAGCAAGCACCUCAGUCUACAAACUCAGAAUGAUCAAAAGUCGCUGGCUAUUACAGCGAUUGGCUGGUGGUGGCAGAGUCCAUAGGGAAAGCAGUUUUACACACAUCCAUGCUACUGUCCCAUAUUCAGUCUAGGCUUCAUAAGAAACCAGAAAAAUAGCUGUCGGACUCCAUCUCAGCACAUUCCGUUUCUGGGUAUCGAACUAGACUCACUCACGUAUCAUGCUUUUCAAUCCCCACGGAGGGUGCCCGGGUUCCGUCUCUGCUUAGGCAAAUUUCAGCGGGGUUACAGUGCGUCUUCAUCAGUUCCUAUGCCUACUAGGGAUGAUUGCUUCUGUGAUGGAAGUCGUUCCCGUGGGGCUUUUGUUGAUACGGCCCUUCCAGCCACUCACCUGGACGCAUCUCGCAGCCUAAACCGGUCGCUUCUGGGGUCCCUGUCAGGCCAACGGGCCAAGGCCCAGUAGUGGGACCCUCUGCUGUUGUCAGGGGACUCCCAUGGGCUGAGUUGUAUCCCGCAAGGUGAUCACAAAAGACUCAUCCACCCGAGGGUGGGGUGCACUGUACGAAGGUAACUCGAUUCGGGGGGGGGGGGUAUAGACAAAUAAAAAUUACCUGGAGUAUCUGACGCUCAGGCGCUUUCCCCGUUUUUUGUCGGGCCGGCUUGUGCUGGUCAGAACCGACUAUGUCAGUGGUGGCGUGCAUCAACAGAUGGGAGAGACUGUCUCUCUCCCUCCUAACCUUGGCUCGCUCCCUAUUGCUGGGGAGCAUUGCGCACAUACUUUCGCUUUGGGCGACGCAUGACCCCGGUUGCCUCAACUCUGUUGCAGAACUUUUAUACAGGUUAGGACUCUCUCUCAGGAGUGGAGGCUCUCCCAGGUAUGGGACAUUUUUGGCAGGGCCGACGUAGACACUAUAACCCAACGCAACUAUACCAGUCGGAGAGGGGAGUGAACUACUGUGAACUGUUACUGCUUCUAAGGUGAGUGCUGAGUAGAUAGAAGCUUGCCCGCUCAAUAAAGAGCCAAAAAUGCGCACUGGCCAUAUACUGUUGCGUGGAGUGUCGUGACAAACAAUGGAUGCUAUGCCCAAAUGUAAAGCAAGUCGUGUGCUAAGAACGUUCAAACUAUGUGUUAACGUUACAGCAGUGAAUCCCACAAUAUCUGAUGUUAUAUUAGCUUUUUGCGAAGGGUAUUCCUCAAGCUUUGUCAUUCAAAUGUUUUCAGAGACACUAAAAAAACAUAGUAGGUUACAAAGUAGCGCUUCGUAGAUACAUUUUGAUGUUUGGGUUGUCACUUGUCAGGAACUCGUCCAAAUUCACAGUUCUAUUUUUGUUUCAUCAAACCAGAGGACAUUUCUCCAAAAAGUACGAUCUUUGUCCCCAUGUGCAGUUGCAAACCGUAGUCUGUCUUUUUUAUGGCGGUUUUGGAGCUGUGGCUUCUUCCUUGCUGAGUGGCCUUUCAGGUUAUGUCGAUAUAGGACUUGUUUUACUGUGGAUAUAGAUACUUUUGUACCUGUUUCCUCCAGCAUCUUCACAAGGUCCUUUGCUGCUGUUCUGGGAUUGAUUUGCACUUUUCGCACCAAAGUACGUUAAUCUCUAGGAGACAGAACACGUCUCCUUCCUGAGCGGUAUGACGGCUGCGUGGUCCCAUGGUGUUUAUACAGUGGGGGAAAAAAGUAUUUAGUCAGCCACCAAUUGUGCAAGUUCUCCCACUUAAAAAGAUGAGAGAGGCCUGUAAUUUUCAUCAUAGGUACACGUCAACUAUGACAGACAAAAUGAGGAAAAAAAAUCCAGAAAAUCACAUUGUAGGAUUUUUUAUGAAUUUAUUUGCAAAUUAUGGUGGAAAAUAAGUAUUUGGUCAAUAACAAAAGUUUCUCAAUACUUUGUUAUAUACCCUUUGUUGGCAAUGACACAGGUCAAACGUUUUCUGUAAGUCUUCACAAGGUUUUCACACACUGUUGCUGGUAUUUUGGCCCAUUCCUCCAUGCAGAUCUCCUCUAGAGCAGUGAUGUUUUGGGGCUGUCGCUGGGCAACACGGACUUUCAACUCCCUCCAAAGAUUUUCUAUGGGGUUGAGAUCUGGAGACAGGCUAGGCCACUCCAGGACCUUGAAAUGCUUCUUACGAAGACACUCCUUCGUUGCCUGGGCGGUGUGUUUGGGAUCAUUGUCAUGCUGAAAGACCCAGCCAUGUUUCAUCUUCAAUGCCCUUGCUGAUGGAAGGAGGUUUUCACUCAAAAUCUCACGAUACAUGGCCCCAUUCAUUCUUUCCUUUACACGGAUCAGUCGUCCUGGUCCCUUUGCAGAAAAACAGCCCCAAAGUAUUAUGUUUCCACCCCCAUGCUUCACAGUAGGUAUAAUAAUAAUAAUAAUAAUAUGCCAUUUAGCAGACGCUUUUAUCCAAAGCGACUUACAGUCAUGUGCGCAUAAAACAUUUUUUUUUGCGUAUAUAGAAGGUAUGAUGUUCUUUGGAUGCAACUCAGCAUUCUUUGUCCUCCAAACACGACGAGUUGAGUUUUUACCCAAAAGUUCUAUUUUGGUUUCAUCUGACCAUAUGACAUUCUCCCAAUCCUCUUCUGGAUCAUCCAAAUGCACUCUAGCAAACUUCAGACGGGCCUGGACAUGUACUGGCUUAAGCAGGGGGACACAUCUGGCACUGCAGGAUUUGAGUCCCUGGCGGCGUAGUGUGUUACUGAUGGUAGGCUUUGUUACUUUGGUCCCAGCUCUCUGCAGGUCAUUCACUAGGUCCCCCCGUGUGGUUCUGGGAUUUUUGCUCACCGUUCUUGUGAUCAUUUUGACCCCACGGGGUGAGAUCUUGCGUGGAGCCCCAGAUCGAGGGAGAUUAUCAGUGGUCUUGUAUGUCUUCCAUUUCCUAAUAAUUGCUCCCACAGUUGAUUUCUUCAUACCAAGCUGCUUACCUAUUGCAGAUUCAGUCUUCCCAGCCUGGUGCAGGUCUACAAUUUUGUUUCUGGUGUCCUUUGACAGCUCUUUGGUCUUGGCCAUAGUGGAGUUUGGAGUGUGACUGUUUGAGGUUGUGGACAGGUGUCAUUUUUAUACUGAUAACAAGUUCAAACAGGUGCCAUUAAUACAGGUAACGAGUGGAGGACAGAGGAGCCUCUUAAAGAAGAAGUUACAGGUCUGUGAGUGCCAGAAAUCUUGCUUGUUUGUAGGUGACCAAAUACUUAUUUUCCACCAUAAUUUGCAAAUAAAUUCAUUCAAAAUCCUACAAUGUGAUUUUCUGGAAUUUUUUCUCAAUUUGUCUGUCAUAGUUGAUGUGUACCUAUGAUGAAAAUUACAGGCCUCAUCUUUUUAAGUGGGAGAACUUGCACAAUUGGUGGCUGACUAAAUACUUUUUUUCCCCCACUGUAUAUCCUAGAUUUAGGACACACUUCAAAAUCUUUUCUCAUAGGAUUUGUUUUUUGACUGUCUUUUAUGCCAUUUAAACGUUUAUGCGUUUCUAUGGGCUUUAAUAGUAAUGGUAUGACCAUCUUAAAACAAUUCCAAAUGUCAACUUAUCACCCCCAAUGUCUUAGACUCUAAGGAAUUAAGCACAAUCCAUACAGAAAACAUUUAUUAUUUUCACUCCAGCUAUAAGAAUAAAAAUAUUGGCAGAUAUAGAAGGUAUCUGUGAAUAUUCCACUCUAAAAUCUGAAAAGGUAUCGGAUUCCAGAAAUAUGAGUCGGGCUCUAGACGACAUUGCUCGUUGAGGGCCCCUCGGACCCUCCUUUACACGUUUCCGCCAGUGGUUCUGAUUCAGCCCACAUUGGAGUGGGUACGCCGGUAGGGCUUACCAUUGAGUCUUGUGGCUCCCCAUUGGCCCAGGCAACCUUGGUUUGCGGAGAUCAUUUGCCUUUCAGGCAGGGACACGUGGAAAUUCCCGUUGUCCCAGGCGCACGGGCAGGUUUGGCAAUCGAGGCUGGAGAUUUGGUUCCCAUGGGCCUGGCUCCUGAGAGGGCUGAUCUGAUGGCUAGAGGUUUACCUCCAAAAGUUAUUGCUACCAUUGUCUGCAAGGGUUGUAGAGGGCUGUAUGUGUAUACGUGGCAAGCGUUUGAGCUCUGGUGCCAAGAUAAAGGACUUUUCAGUGCUCUGUGAGGGACAUCCUUAUGUUCCUACAGGAGCUUUUUAAGCAUUCUCCUCUUGAAAAGCGGUCUCAGCAUGUAAUGUGGGAAUUGACGGAACCCCACCCGGGGCUCAUCCCCUGGUGGUGCAUUUCCUGAAAGGUGUACGUCGUUUUAGACCGGUCUCUAAACCUUGGCACUGGUUUUGGAGGCACUGAGUGCGGCCCCCUUUGAGCAUCUGGAGUCAGUGGAUGUGAAGAUCCUCUCCUAAAAAAACUCCCUGCUUUGGCCUCGGCUAAACGUGUUGGGGACCUCCACGUGUUAUCCGUACACUGUUCCUGUACCGAGUUCGCCACUGGCGACUCUAAGGUGACGUUGCGUCCAAAUGCGGCCUUCGGCCCAAAAGUCAUGGCUAUGUCCUACAGGUCCUCAGCUUUUGAGCUAUUUCCCUUUUCACCUCAUCUUUUUGCUUCUGAGGAGCAACAGAGGUUACAUGCCCUGUGUCCUGUGCCAGCUUUACGCAUGUACAUUGAACAAACACAGGAUAUCUGGUUAUUCACCAACUGGUUUCGCUAAUCCAGCUCACGGCAGGGCAGUAUCUAAGCAGCGUCUCUCCCACCGGAUUGUGGAGGCUAUCUCCCUGGCAUAUAGCAACAAGGGGCAGGGGUCUGGCAGCGUCUUGGAGUUGUUUUAAAGGGUUGACUAUAAGAGAUAUUUGUGCUGCGGCGAGAUGGGCAUCACCACACACUUUUGUGAGGUUUUAUUGCUUGGAUGUAACUGCUCCCAGUAUAGCACCCAGUGUGCUUACGGCCGGGACAGGGGAAAGUCACUAGGCAGUGCGCUGUGUGUGUAAUACCCAGACUUUCCGUUGGGGUCGGCUUGGGGCGUGAUUAUAUUUCCCCAUAGUAUGUUGUACUGAAGUUGACUGACUGAAAGAGAGCGUAGAGUUAAGACUAUAACUACUAUUCCCUAAAGGAGGGAAACGAGGUACAACACCUGUUUGUCUCCGUACCGCCUGUUCCUGGGCUCGGUAAAGAGCGGUAUUAAAUUGAUGGAAUUAUUCAGAGCCUCACGCUUAUCACCUGUGGAAGGCAGGGCUUCCAGCAAGGUGCGGAUUUCAUUGGCCUUGUCAGGCGGGAUUGUAGAUCCUUCAACCGAAGUCGCAAGAGUGCGACUCACCCAUAGUAUGUUGUACCUCAUUUCCCUCCGUCAGGGAACUGUAGUUAUAGUCAUAACGCUACGUUAGGGUGUUAGGAUUUACCUGUGAGAUGCUGUGAUGUACCUGGGAGCUGCUGGGAUGUACCUGGGAAUUGCUGGGAUGUACCUGGGAGCUGCAGGGAUGUACCUGGGAGCUACUGGGAUAUACCAGGGAGCUGCUGGGAUGUACCUGGGAGCUGCAGGGAUGUACCUGGGAGCUACUGGGAUAUACCAGGGAGCUGCUGGGAUGUACCUGGGAGCUGCUGGGAUGUACCUGGGAAUUGCUGGGAUGUACCUGGGAGCUGCAGGGAUGUACCUGGGAGCUGCUGGGAUGUACCUGGGAAUUGCUGGGAUGUACCUGGGAGCUGCAGGGAUGUACCUGGGAGCUACUGGGAUAUACCAGGGAGCUGCUGGGAUGUACCUGGGAGCUGCAGGGAUGUACCUGGGAGAUAGUGUCCUGUGAGCUACUGUGACUUACCUGGGAGAUACUGUGUUCUGUGAUUUACCAGGGAGAUACUGUUUUCUGUGAGCUACUGUGAUUUACCUGUAAUACUGUGUUCUGCUCUUUGUAUUUCAGGCCGGUCAGGGUGUCUUUUUAUAAUAUGUGUGUUUUGUCUUAUCCAGGAUUUAGACCCGCUGGUUCCUCAGCAGCUGUCUGACCUCGACGCCAGCAUCUCCAGCGCCAUCAGCCAGGACGUCAGUCUUCGCGAUGCAAUGGUAACAGGUUCCACCUACGAUAUGAUCCCACCGAGGGGAGGAGUCAGGACCCUGGUAGCCAGGCAAGCAAGAGGGCCCCUUUUCCGACUGGAGUCCACAAACUCCUCCAACUCUGACUCGUCACCAGGGACGACCACAGGGCUGGCCACACUACCGUUUACCGCAGUGGUCAACGGAACGCAUAACGGAACAUUGUCCCAUGGUGCACUAGGAGGCUGUCUGGACGAGGCAGUGUUUGACCAGAUCAACCUACUGGGGCUGGAGGGCUGCUUGGACACCAUGGACGCCCAGCUGCUGGGGAAUCUACAGGGCAUCGACCCUUGUAUCCUGGAGGACCUCGACUCAGACUCCGGCCUCUCUCUGGAGAGCAGCUCUCGAGGCCCGACCUCCCCGGGUGAGUUGGAAGACUUCUGGGGCUGCUUUAGAAAGGUGCAAUGUUCAGAUAGGGGACAUAAUGAUCCUCUGCUUUGCAAGAGAAGGGAUCUCUUCAACCCUAGCCUAUAGAUCACACACAUCUGCAACAUUCUAAACAUUGCACCCUUCUGAAUAGCUAGUUGAGCAUACUACAUCUCCAUUCUAAAGUAGCUUACAUAUUCCUAUGUACAUUUGACUCCCCAGGUGCGUCUGAGGUGUCGUCAGCGUCUUCUAGUUCAUUCUGUGAGGACGAGGGCGGAGCUAUGGGCUACAGCAGCGAGGCGGACUCCCUCCCCUCCAAGGGCAUCGCAGAGUACGACACAACAUGGUCGCCUGUGGACCUCAGUGAGAGCGUGUGGCACGACCACAGCUACUCCUCCCCAGCCUUCUCCCACCCAUCAGCCACCAUGUUCCCCCACAAAGCCAUCAAACAGGAGCCUCUCAGCGACGAAGAUGACGACAGGGAGGAUUACGAAGAUCGAGAGCUUAGCCGCGACGAACUUCGUGCCCGGGCGUUGCACGUCCCGUUCUCCGCGACAGAGAUCGUCAGCAUGCCCGUGGAAGAGUUCCUGGAGCUGCUGGAGGGGCGUGGCCUAUCUGCAGCCCAGGUCACCCUCCUGAGGGACAUCCGGAGGCGAGGGAAGAACAAGCUUGCAGCACAGAACUGCCGCAAGCGCAAGCUGGACGCCAUCACAGGGCUCCAGGAGGAGGUGGAGAGGCUUCAGGCCCAGAGGAACAGGCUGCUCAGGGAGAGGCAGCACACGGCCAAGGCUCUGGGCGCCGUGGGCCAACGCAUGGAGCACCUCUCCAGGGACGUCCUUUCCAGGCUGAGGGACGACUCAGGACGACCCCUGACCCCAGAGCGAUACACCCUGCAGUGCGGGGCCAAUGGGAGGGUCUUGGUGCAGCAGAUCAGGCGGUCUGGUGUUGCCACGACGACAGCUGGAGGUAAAACGGACAAGAGGAAGAAGGAGAAAAAGCCUUGA